CUCGCUUCAAUAGCUUUCUUGGCCUCUGCUGCCGCUGCUGCCGUCGCUAUUAUUAAUCGCCAUCAAAACACACCACCAACGCCGCGGUACUGGCUAGUACUCCGACUCCUACUGUUACACAGCUGCUGCGGCGGCGAUCUCCAUGGCCUCGCGAACCCUAGGCGGCCGUGGGGACGGCGGCGGGCGCGGGGCAUUUUUCUCCUGAGCGGGGAGCGGCCGAUCCGCAUCGCGGCGGGUGGGCCGGCGGCGGCGUGAUGAACCCGCUCUGUUGCAUCGCGCCCGUCUCGCUGGACCACGCCGCGGACCAGCUCCACCGCCAGAACCACCAGCCACGCAUCCUCCCCGCGGCGCCGCCGUCCCCACCGCCGCAGCCGGCGGUGCAGGCGGCGGUCGCGGGGGUGCUGCACAAGUGGGUGAACUACGGGAAGGGAUGGCGGUCCCGGUGGUUCAUGCUCGAGGACGGGGUGCUCUCCUACUGCAAGCUCCGCGGCGGAGGCGCUGGGGAGGCAGCCACGUCGCCCGCCGCGGCAAGGGUGAUUGGGGAGGGGGCCGCGCUGCGGCGGGCACAGGAGGAGGCCGCGGCGGCGGGGAAGCAGUGGAAGCCAGUCGGCGAGAUACAUCUGAAGGUUUCGUCUAUUCGUGCAAGCAAGUCUGAUGAUAAGAGACUGUAUAUAUUCAGUGGGACGAAGACGUUACACUUGAGGUGUGAUACUGAGGAGGACAGGAACGAAUGGAUAGAUGCGUUGCUGGCGGCGAAGGAUCGCUUCUCGUGGUCACUGACUAGCAAUGAUUUUGGUCCCAUGGCGGACAUUAUGUUGUCCACUGAGAAGCUGAGGGUGCGGCUGCUGCAGGAGGGUCUGAAUGAAACAGUAGUCAAGGAGUGUGAGUCCAUUAUGAUGAGUGAGCUGCUGGAACUGCAAGGCCAGAUAAAGUCUCAGCAGCAGCAGCAUUCUAUUUUGAUAGACCGCCUCCGGCAAUUAGAGACAGAGAAAGUUGAUCUGGAGAGAACGGUUGUGCAUGAAACUAAGGAGAGGGAAACACAUGGCUUUGCCAAUGGCAGAUAUAGUGAUUUCUAUUCAGUUUUAUCAGGAGGGAGUGCAAGUGAAUCAGAUCCUGACAUUGCAAGUCAAGUGGCUGAAAUUGAAACUGAUGAAGAUGAAGUAACAUAUUUCGAUACAAGAGACUUUUUGUCUGCAGAGUCUUUACGAAGUGCUUCAUGUCGAAGGAGGGAACUUAUGACAAAUGUUGGAGACUCUGUUACAAAUGCUCUCAAAUCUACUCAAUAUCCCUUUGUGCAACGUAGAGAGAAGCUACCGGAGCCGAAGGAAAAAGAGAAGCCUAUAGGAUUAUGGUCAAUAAUUAAAGAAAAUAUAGGGAAAGAUCUCUCCGGAGUCUGCCUACCUGUUUAUUUCAAUGAGCCUCUCUCUUCUCUACAAAAAUGUUUUGAAGAUCUGGAGUAUUCUUACUUGGUUGACCAUGCACUACAGUGGGGAAAGCAGGGUGACAGCUUGAUGAGGCUACUUCAUGUUGCGGCUUUUGCAGUAUCAGGUUAUGCUUCAACUGAAGGUCGGCAAUGCAAACCCUUCAAUCCUCUACUGGGGGAAACAUAUGAAGCUGACUAUCCGGAUAAAGGACUUCGCUUUUUCUCUGAAAAGGUCAGUCAUCACCCAAUGGUUGUUGCAUGCCACUGUGAAGGUAGAGGUUGGAAAUUUUGGGGUGAUUCCAAUCUGAAAGGGAAGUUCUGGGGUCGAUCCAUUCAGCUUGAUCCAGUAGGUGUUCUAACCCUCCAGUUUGAUGACGGAGAAACAUUUCAGUGGAGUAAAGUGACUACUUCCAUUUACAAUAUCAUAAUUGGCAAAAUUUAUUGUGACCACUAUGGAACAAUGCGUAUCAAUGGAAGUGGUCAAUACUCCUGCAAGCUUAAAUUCAAAGAACAGUCAAUAAUUGAUCGGAAUCCACACCAGGUGCAUGGAUUUGUGCAAGAUAAUAGAACAGGACAAAAAGUAGCUAUGUUAAUUGGAAAAUGGGAUGAAGCCAUGUAUUAUGUGCUUGGAGAUCCAAGUGUGAAACCCAAAGGGUAUGACCCAAUGUCAGAAGCGGUUCUCUUAUGGGAGAGAGACAAGUCUCUUAAUCAGACACGAUACAACCUUUCUCCCUUUGCAAUUUCUCUAAAUGAAUUGACACCGCACUUGUCAAAGAAGUUGCCUCCUACUGAUUCUCGUUUGAGGCCUGAUCAAAGGCAUCUGGAAAAUGGUGAAUAUGAGAUGGCAAAUGCAGAGAAACUUAGGCUUGAACAACUGCAGCGACAGGCUAGACGAUUGCAAGAGAAAGGGUGGCAGCCAAAAUGGUUUAGGAAGGAUGACGACGACAGCUACCGCUAUGUGGGUGGAUACUGGGAAGCAAGGGAGAACGGGAACUGGGACGGGAUCCCGGACAUCUUCGGUCAGAACAGUGUAUCGCCAGGGUUGCCGUAGCUACCCUGGUUCCCCGUGUUAUAGUAGUAGUAUCAGUGUUUCUUUGCAGAGAAUGUUUUGCUGGCUGAAUAUACAUGGUGAAAAAAUGUCAGUAUAUGCCAAUUUCUUGGUUCCAAAUAGCCGAAAUGUACUGCUAGGCACAUGGCGAAAUUAUAUUAGUAGAAAAGCGGACCAACUAGGUCUAGGUUAACUGUGAAGAAAUCUGAGUUAUCCUAGUUUGGGUUAAUCGGUUUUCCUUAGUUUGCAUUCA
Molecule: messenger RNA, 2724 nt
Organism: Phragmites australis (common reed)
Lineage: Eukaryota; Viridiplantae; Streptophyta; Magnoliopsida; Poales; Poaceae
Product: oxysterol-binding protein-related protein 1D
Exons: 8
Coding region: 255-2474 (739 amino acids)
Cellular component (GO): intracellular membrane-bounded organelle; cytosol; membrane
Molecular function (GO): sterol binding
Source: RefSeq, a predicted model, not a curated record